Colossoma macropomum (tambaqui) is the source of this 8299-nucleotide messenger RNA. RefSeq names its product dedicator of cytokinesis 3 (gene dock3). Gene Ontology annotation, molecular function: GTPase activator activity; guanyl-nucleotide exchange factor activity; small GTPase binding. Lineage: Eukaryota; Metazoa; Chordata; Actinopteri; Characiformes; Serrasalmidae. Gene Ontology annotation, cellular component: plasma membrane; cytoplasm. Gene Ontology annotation, biological process: small GTPase-mediated signal transduction. The record is from RefSeq and is a predicted model, not a curated record.
UGUGCGACCCAGUUAGAGAGAUACGACCGCCGUCUCUCUCUCUCUCUCCGCCGUGUUAGCUGGGUGGACGGUGCGGGAGAGAAAAGACAAGAUCUCUCCCCCGGUUCCUGGACAACAACUCUGCGAGCCUUCCUGCUGACGAAGAGGAAAACCUCCGAGAAGAGAGAGGGAGAGGGGGAGAGGAGAGAGAGAGAGAGAGAAAACACUUCAGCUGAGAAGAUGUGUCAUUCAGAGGACGAAGUAUGGUCGCCAAAGCCUUUUUAAUCAGCUAGCUAGACGUUGUUUUGAUUUACUCCUAGCUUAGCUAGCCUGUCGCUUUUCCCCCCCCAUCAAACGUUUUUUGAGCGCAUCACAACUUUCAUGUAGCUAAAACUGUCCUGUUUCGCGUUUGGUGUCUUGGGGAAUUUAAACCGGGAUCAUGUGGACACCGACGGAGGACGAAAAGCUCGGAGUCGUGAUAUGCAGCUUCCGGGGCUCAGUGUCUCAUGGCUUGACUCUAGAGAUUGGAGAGACUGUUCAGAUCCUGGAAAAGUGUGAGGGAUGGUUCCGAGGGUUCUCCACCAAAAAACCUACUGUCAAGGGGAUCUUCCCAGCCAAUUAUGUUUACCUGAGGAAGGCUGUGGUCACCAACAGAGGGCAAUACGAGACAGCGCUGCCCCUUGAAGACCCUGUCAUAACUGAGGUCACCUCCACCCUGCAGGAAUGGGCUGUGCUGUGGAAACAGCUGUAUGUGAAGCAUAAAGUGGACCUCUUCUAUAAGCUGCGCCACGUGAUGAAUGAGCUGAUCGACCUGAGGCGGCAGAUGCUUUCUGGUCACCUGACCCAAGAUCAAAUCCGUGAAGUCAAACGCCACAUUACUGUACGCCUUGACUGGGGCAAUGAACACUUAGGCCUGGAUCUUGUACCAAGGAAAGACUUUGAAAUGGUAGACGCAGACCAGAUUAGCGUUUCAGACCUCUACAAAAUGCAUCUGUCCAGCAGACACAGCGUCCAGCAAAGCACAACCCAGGGGGACAGCGUGCGGCAGCGUCAUGGCGAUGCCUGUCGGAUACCUGUACCACACCAUCUCUUUGUCAAUCUCAAGAGCUUCACCUAUAACACCAUUGGCGAAGACACAGACAUCUUCUUUUCCCUUUACGACCUUAGGGAGGGCAAGCAUAUAAGUGAGAAGUUCAUGGUGAGGCUCAACAAAAAUGGAGGCCCAAAGAACCCAGAGAAAGUUGACCGACUCUGCGCGUUGUUUACGGACCUAAGCAAUAAGGACAUGAAGAGAGACCUGUACAUUGUUGCUCAAGUGAUCAGGACUGGGAGGAUGCUUCUGAAUGACUCGAAGAAGGGCCCUCCUCAUGUACAUUACAGACGGCCCUACGGCUGCGCCGUGUUGGCCAUGAGCGACGUGCUGCAAACCAUUUCUGAACUCAAGGAGGAGAAAGACUUUGUACUGAAAGUUUACACAUGUAACAACGAGAAUGAGUGGUACCAGAUUCAUGAAAAUAUCAUCCGCAAGUCCAGCACCAAAUACACUGCUCCCAGCACUAACUAUGGUCUGAUCAUCUCCCUGCAGCUGCUCAGAGGAGAGAUGGAACAGGUCCGCCGGGAGAACCCCAUGAUCUUCAAUCGCUGCGUCGCCGUCACCCGCAAACUGGGCUUCCCUGAUGUCAUCAUGCCAGGUGACAUUCGUAAUGACCUGUACCUCACCUUGGAGAGAGGGGACUUUGAGAGAGGAGGGAAGAGUGUUCAGAAGAAUAUUGAGGUCACCGUGUAUGUGCUCUAUGCCGACGGAGAAAUUCUCAAAGACUGCAUUAGCCUGGGGUCAGGGGAGCCUAAUAUCAGCGAGCAUCGUUCUUUUGUCCUCUACCACAAUAACAGCCCUCGCUGGAGUGAAGUGAUCAAGCUGCCCAUUCCUAUCGACCGAUUCCGAGGCUCUCACCUGCGCUUUGAAUUCAGACACUGUUCCACAAAAGACAAAGGGGAAAAGAAGCUUUUUGGCUUUGCCUUCACUCCGCUCAUGAGGGAAGAUGGAACAACACUAUCUGAUGAGAGUCACGAACUCUAUGUGUACAAGUGUGAUGAAAACACCACCUUCAGUAACCAUGCAUUGUACUUGGGACUGCCUUGCUGUAAAGACGACUUCAAUGGCUGCCCCAACAUCCCUUCCAGCCUCAUCUUUCAGCGCAGUACCAAGGAAACCCUGUGGAUCUCCACUCAGCUUUCCUCUACCAAGCUUACUCAGAAUGUGGAUUUGCUGGCGCUGCUGAAGUGGAAGGCUCAUCCUGAUCGUGUUAUGGACAUACUAGGUCGAUUACGCCAUGUUAGUGGAGAGGAAAUAGUUAAAUUUCUUCAGGACAUUCUAGACACACUUUUCUCCAUCCUAGAUGACAACACAGACAAGUAUGGGCCACUGGUGUUUCAGUCACUGGUAUUUAUUAUCAACCUGCUCCGAGACAGCAAGUACUACCAUUUCCGCCCAGUGAUGGACACUUACAUUCAGAAACACUUUGCUGGAGCACUGGCCUACAAAGAACUGAUUCGUUGUCUGAAAUGGUACAUGGACCGUUCAGCAGAGGUUGUCCGACAAGACCACAUUCAGGAAGCAAUGAGGGCACUGGAGUACCUGUUCAAGUUCAUUGUGCAGUCAAGGAUCCUGUACUCUCGGGCCACCUGUGGCAUGGAGGAGGACCAGUUUCGGACAAGUAUCCAGGAGCUUUUCCAGUCCAUCCGCUUUGUGCUGAGCUUGGACAGCCGCAGCUCAGAGACUCUCAUCUUUACUCAGGCAGCCCUGCUCAAUUCCUUCCCAGCCAUCUUUGAUGAGCUCCUGCAGAUGUUCACAGUGCAGGAGGUGGCUGAGUUCGUGAGAGGAACCUUGGGGAGCAUGCCCAGUACUGUCCACAUAGGCCAGUCAAUGGAUGUGGUGAAGCUGCAGUCCAUUGCUCGGACUGUAGAUAGCAGGUUGUUCUCUUUUCCAGAGUCGAGGAGGAUUCUUCUGCCUGUGGUCCUACACCAUAUCCAUCUUCACCUGCGGCAACAGAAGGAGCUGCUCAUCUGCUCGGGCAUCCUGAGCAGUAUCUUCUCCAUCAUCAAAACCAGCUCACUGGAGACCUCAGUGCAGGAGGAGGUGGAAAUGGUGGUGGAGAGCUUACUGGAUGUUCUGCUGCAAACACUGCUGACCAUCAUGAGCAAGUCCCAGUCUCAGGAGGCGGUAAGAGGCCAGCGCUGCCCACAGUGCACGGCCGAGAUCACUGGGGAGUAUGUGUCCUGCCUCCUGUCCCUCCUGCGACAAAUGACAGAUAUCCACUUUCAGCAUCUGCUCGACAACUUUCAGAGCAAAGAGGAGUUAAAGGAGUUCCUGCUGAAGAUUUUCUGUGUGUUUCGCAACCUGAUGAAGCUCAGCAUUUUCCCCAGAGACUGGAACGUGAUGCGGCUCCUGACCAGCAAUAUCAUCGUGACCACAGUCCAGUAUCUUUCUCCUGCGCUGCACAAGAACUUCACUGAUGCUGACUUUGACUUUAAGGUAUGGAAUUCGUACUUCAGUCUGGCAGUGCUGUACAUAAAUCAGCCCAGCCUACAGCUUGAGACCUUAACGCCAGCCAAGAGAAAGAAGAUUCUUGACAAAUAUGGCGAUAUGAGAGUCAUGAUGGCCUACGAGCUAUUUAGCAUGUGGCAAAACCUUGGUGAAAAUAAGAUUCACUUUAUCCCGGGCAUGAUCGGACCAUUUCUGGGGGUAACACUAGUCCCCCAGAGCGAGGUCAGGAACAUCAUGAUCCCCAUUUUUCACGACAUGAUGGACUGGGAACAACGCAAGAAUGGCAACUUCAAACAGGUGGAGGCAGAGCUUAUAGAUAAGCUGGACAGUCUAGUGUCUGAGGGCAAAGGAGAUGAGAACUACAGAGAGCUCUUUGGUUUGCUUACUCAGCUCUUUGGGCCCUAUCCCAGUCUUUUGGAGAAGAUUGAGCAGGAGACAUGGAGAGAGACAGGCAUCUCUUUUGUCACCUCUGUUACUCGUCUGAUGGAGAGGUUGCUAGACUACAGAGACUGUAUGAAGGGAGAUGAGACGGAGAACAAGAAGAUUGGAUGCACAGUGAACUUGCUAAACUUCUAUAAGUCUGAGAUCAAUAAGGAGGAGAUGUACAUCCGCUACAUUCACAAGUUGUGUGACAUGCACCUGCAGGCAGAGAACUACACAGAGGCUGCCUUCACUCUCCUCCUCUACUGGGAGCUGUUACAGUGGGAGGAGAGACCCCUCCGGGAGUUUCUCCACUACCCGGCCCAGAGCGAAUGGCACCGCAAAGAGGGCCUUUGCCGCAAGGUCAUCCACUACUUCAACAAGGGCAAGUGCUGGGAAUUUGGUAUUCCUUUAUGUCGAGAGUUGGCCUUCCAAUAUGAAUCCUUAUACGACUAUCAAAGCCUCAGCUGGAUUCGGAAAAUGGAGGCAGCCUACUAUGACAACAUUAUGGAGCAGCAGAGACUAGAGCCCGAAUUCUUCAGGGUGGGCUUUUACGGUCGGAAAUUUCCCUUUUUCCUCAGGAAUAAGGAGUUUGUUUGCCGGGGGCAUGACUAUGAGAGGCUUGAAGCUUUUCAGCAAAGAAUGCUGGGAGAAUUCCCACAAGCCAUUGCCAUGCAGCAUCCCAAUCAACCAGAUGAGGCAAUUUUGCAGUGCGAUGCUCAGUACUUGCAGAUCUACGCAGUAACUCCAGUGCCAGAGAAUGUGGACGUGCUUCAGAUGGACCGCGUUCCAGACCGUAUCAAAAGCUUUUACCGGGUCAACAAUGUGCGACGCUUCCGCUAUGACCGGCCCUUCCACAAGGGGCCCAAAGACAAGGAGAAUGAGUUUAAGAGCCUCUGGAUUGAGAGGACCACCCUCACCCUCACUCACCCCCUGCCAGGGAUCUCACGCUGGUUUGAGGUGGAGAAGAGAGAGCUGGUUGAAGUUAGCCCACUGGAGAACGCCAUCUCAGUGGUGGAGAAUAAGAACCAGGAGCUGCGGACUCUAAUCAGUCAGUACCAGCAUAAGCAGCUGCACGGCAACAUCAACCUGCUCAGCAUGUGCCUCAACGGGGUCAUCGACGCAGCUGUCAACGGGGGCAUCGCAAGAUACCAGGAGGCGUUCUUUGAUAAGGAGUACAUUGGCACCCAUCCAGAGGACACUGAAAAGAUCACUCAGCUGAAGGACCUCAUGCAGGACCAGGUUCACAUCCUGGGUGUAGGACUGGCUGUACAUGAGAAACUGGUGCACCCUGAAAUGCGGCCUCUGCAUAAGAAGCUGAUAGAUCAGUUCCAGAUGAUGAGGAGCAGUCUGUGCCAUGGCCUGCCUGGCCUUGAUAAGCUGAGUUCGGCCAGCAACCCGCGAGGCAUCCUGACCUCCCACAGUCCCAUGAGCCCAGAGAGCAUCAAACUUAUGCACAGACAUAGCCCGCUUAAUCUGCUGGGUUCCAUCCGCCACUCCUCUUCUUCCCUCUCCUCUCACACCUCCAGUGAGACCGGAAACCUCCUCAUCCUCACUGACGGAAUGCUGCUGGAGCACCCAGAGGACCUCUACCGCAUGCAGCCCAGUCCAUCAACGUCCAGCCUGAGCUCCACACACUCAGCUCCAUCUCAGAUGAUUAACUCAGGCCCCAACAGCAUCCGAGUUGGCUCCCCAUCACUGCCUGACAAAUACAGGCACAACCGCGAGAUGCUGAUGCUGCUGCCACCCCAUCGAGACCGACCCAGCAGUGCCAUGUACCCAAACGUGACUGAGAACGGACAGCCAACCAACAUCCAGAGGGCCUUAUUCCAUCAGGUCAUUGGUCCAUGCAAGCCAUGCAGCGACCCCAAUCUUUCUGUGGCUGAGAAAGGACACUUCUCGAUGCACUUUGAUGCUUUCCACCACCAGAUCAGCGACCUCCCUCCAGCUCUCCCUGCGCGCUCCUUACGAAAGUCACCCCUUCACCCUAUACCUGCCUCGCCCACCAGUCCGCAGUCGGGCCUGGAUGGCAGUAACUCCACCCUGUCCGGCAGCGCCAGCAGCGGUGUCUCCUCCCUGAGCGAGAGCAACUUCGUCCAGUCCUCCUCCGAGCCUCCGGCGCGGGCUGACACGUUGGACUCAGUGCCCAGCAGCCAGGCCUGGACCACGGACACGGAAGAGGCCGAGACGCCCUACCUCCCCGUCCGGUACAGCGUCUCCGAGCCUGAGGUGCUGGACAAUCUGAAGCCCGCCCCCUGCCGCAGCCACUCUGCUCCGGUGGGCGUUACACCAGUGAUUCCUCCAGACAGCCACCACCACCCCCACGCCAUCCACAUCACACACCCCCAUUACCACCACCACGAGCCACCACCUGCACUUCCUCCAAAACCAUACUUAAGAGAAGGCUGCAUACCUGAGGAGGACUUGAGGCCUGUUCCACGACCCAUGCCUCGCAAGAUCUCCCAACCACUGCUCACCAACAAGGAAGAACAGGCCAAAGUGGCCUGGGAGCAUGGCAUCAGUGAGGAGUGAGGAGUUCAUCAGGAUGAAGAGCGGGGCUGAUUCUCUGGUUUUUGAAGCUGGAUUUGGAGAAUGGUAGAGUCCAAAUUAAGCGAUUGGUUUUUGGGAAUGUUCUCCUCUCAAUUCAUAUUACCUCCAAUAAGGUCUUUCUUUUUUCAUGAGUGCUCAACAUGUUUCUAAGCUUCUAAACACUGGUAUAAACUUACAUUUUGUGUUUAUGGUUGUUUACUGGGGACUGUGAGUCCAAAGUUGUUCCUUCGCUCUUAUUCCCCUCCUUGAUCAGGAUGAAAGGUAGUGAUAGGAUGAAGGUUUUUGCUAAAUGUUCUCAUAGGUUAGCAACAGAAAAUACUAAAUGACGAUGCCUAUCCUGUGGGAAAAAGUUUGAUGAAAUUCACUUCUGAGUGUGUAGUGUUAGUCCCUUCACUUUUUAUUACACUGAUCAAACAAGAGUACUGAAUGUUCUUUUAAAAUAUAGUGUAAGUGGAAAUUUCAUUCAGAGAUUUUGAGUUGACAGUAGGCUGAUAGGUUAUUUGUGCAAAAACUACUGAAUUUAGACUAUGACAUUACCUCUUGGAGCAUCACUUUUCAAUUCUGGAAGAGCCGCACUUUAGCACUUAGUUCCGGAACACCAAAAACUGACACUUAUUUAAAAUAAUAGCCUGUUUGACUUGCUUAUUGGUUUGAAUGAGACCUUUGGAUGGUUUUAUAGUCAUCGACAUAUUACUGUAAUUACAGACUGAUGAACUGUCUGUCAUAAGAGUCUCAACUUCUCUAUGUCACUUAAAAAAAUGCUCAUUUAUCUUGCCAUAACAUUUAUAGGGCUUUCUGUCUGUGAGAGCCUACAAUAUUGAUGUCAGAACUGCUGUUAGUAUUUCCGCUAGAGUCGAUUUUCUAUUACUAUUAUGACUCACUAGUUUGAGAGCUGAAUUAGGAAACUCUACACAUAGCACUUCUCCUGAGCGGUAGCACACUGACUUGGCAGUAAGAGGCUUAUGUACUUUGCAAAAGCUUCAUUACACACACUUUAUUAUCGUGCUUCAAAAGCAAAUCAGCCAACCACUUUGAGCUCUAUUAUCCAGUUAUGCGAAUAACACCACAGACAAGGAGAUGUAAUAUAAAAGCCAUUUCACAGAUGUCUUCUAGCAGUGCAGCUGCUUUGAGGCCCAGCAGGUUUUUUUCUUAUUUGAUUUAUUUCUCAUUAAGUUGGCAGUUUUCGUAAAAGAAGAAUAUAUUUUUAGAUAGAGCAAAUGUAAAACUCCCUAACUUUAUCUAAUAAAAUUGUAUAGUAAAAAAUAAGAAAUACAAGCUUAUAUAAUAAUAUAAGGACGCUGAGUGAGGACCUUUCAAAAAUGUACGAUGUUAUAUGCAAGUGAAGGGAUUUUCGAAGACCCUUUUAGCUGCUGAAGGAUGUGCAAUUGCUUCCUGAUGGAUAUAUGAUGUUGUGUCUAAUGAUUAUUUUUAAGAACUGGGAGAUAUAAUGUACGUUAUAAUUUCAAAAGCUGAGAUUUUUGUACAGCUGUGCAUGUUGUCUUCAUUACUGUGGCGAUACAGCAGAGAAAUAAUUGACUAAAAAAUGACUAGUGUGCUCCACUUUAAUGAGUUUAGAAGAGAGAUGCCUGUGGAGCUCUGCACAUUUUUUCACUGUUGACUUUAAUUUUACCUUACCUGACCCCAUCCAUUAUGGAUUAAUGCCUUGCGCUGCAACUUGCCCAGUUUCUCUAGACAUGAUUUCCCAAAGUUGUUUUACAACCUCUCAUACAUGUAGAAUAGCUUCUUUUCUCUCAUCAGGUCAUCUUAGAGUAGCUUCCAAUAUCUUUCCAAUAAUGUAAUACAUCC